AUGUCUGGCGUUAGCCGCGCUAAGGGCAAGGAGAGGGUAAGGCCACGUCGCCGACAUAGCAGCUCCUCCUCAUCUGAAGACCUGCAACAACCAAAGAAGGAUAGUCGCUGUUGUUACAACUGUAACCAGAUCGGCCAUAUCGCUAUAUGGUGCCCUAGGCGGAAGCCUCUCAGCCCUACGAAGGCUAAGAAGGUCAAAAAGGUUAAGAAGGACCCUAAGCCUGAAGGAAGCAGUAAUGAUAGUGCUACAGAGGAGCCAGGAAAGGCAAAGCCUAGUGAUAUCACAGAAUGGAAGCAGUUUAAGCAUCGCAUGAGCGGCAAGUCAGCAGUGAUCACUACCUAUCGCUCUGAGCGGGUACUAGGCAGCUUCAGCAACAUUAUAGGCGCUACGAAAGCAACAGGCGUAGUUAUCUUUAACCUCAAGCUGUACGGUUAUGAUGAGAAGAUCUUUACGUAUACCCGUAUACAGCAUAGGAGGGGUGGUGUAGACUUACGUCUGAAAGGCGAGGGAGAGCUAGAGCGAGUACGCCAGAUCAGGGCUGCCCGCCUCCUCCCAGGAGCCCCUUUUGCAACGCUCUAUAGGAGGGCACAACAACGAACCAAAGGAACUGCAGGAUAUAAAGUUCGAGCGAUCAGCUUAGCAGAUAUACAGAAGGCUCUUACGAGGAAGACUGAGAAGGCAGACCUAAAGGCCCUCCUUCCACCAGCUGUACUAGCUGAGUUCCGAGAGCUAUUCCAACCUGACGAAGCUGCUAACCUUCCUCCGCAUCGCCCUGGAGUCGACCACAUGAUCCCUAUCAAACAGGAGAGCGACGGCAACGAGGCUGCACUACCAUGGGGGCUGCUCUACAGCAUGUCACGAGAAGAGCUUCUCAUCCUCCGUAAGACCUUGAGAGACCUACUAGAUAAAGGCUUUAUCCGCACUAGUAGCUCAGAAGCAUCAGCCUUAAUAUAG
Colletotrichum aenigma is the source of this 954-nucleotide messenger RNA. RefSeq lists its product as uncharacterized. The record is from RefSeq and is a predicted model, not a curated record. Lineage: Eukaryota; Fungi; Ascomycota; Sordariomycetes; Glomerellales; Glomerellaceae. The coding region runs from base 1 to 954 and encodes 317 amino acids. Gene Ontology annotation, molecular function: zinc ion binding; nucleic acid binding. The transcript has 5 exons.